This is a messenger RNA of Acanthopagrus latus (yellowfin seabream), 628 nucleotides long. It is a transcript of the gene pyyb, whose product is annotated as peptide YYb. Lineage: Eukaryota; Metazoa; Chordata; Actinopteri; Spariformes; Sparidae. Gene Ontology annotation, biological process: feeding behavior; neuropeptide signaling pathway. The record is from RefSeq and is a predicted model, not a curated record. Gene Ontology annotation, cellular component: extracellular region. Gene Ontology annotation, molecular function: neuropeptide Y receptor binding; neuropeptide hormone activity.
AUGGCCAGCCCGCUCAGAUCGUGGAUGAUGCUCGCAGCCCUGGUGUUCUGCCUUCUGGUGUGUCUCAGCAGCUUCGCGGACGUACCGCCCAAACCGGAGAGCCCGGCCGGCAACGCCUCCCCGGAGGACUGGGCCAAGUACCACGCGGCCGUCCGGCAUUACGUCAACCUCAUCACCAGGCAGAGGUAUGGGAAGAGGUCAACCCCCGAGCAGGCCGUCGCUUGGCUGCUGUUCGGUGCUGAUUCCAACCAAGAAGCUGAACCCCGCUCGGACUAUGGCGAUCAGUGGUAAAUGAGCCCGUUGUGAACCCUCGCCCUCUCCGUCAUCCUCCCUCUGAUCCUUUGAUUCAGCAACAAUCAGAAAAGCCCCCCUGGGAUUCUCAACACACAACCUGCACUGGACUCUUUGUGAUGCUCCAUAUUUAAUUGGUUGCUGUGCAUGAAAAUCCCUCUCUGUUUGUCUUCCUCCUCUCUCUCUCUCUCUCUCUCUCUCUCCCUCUCUCUCUCAGUACAACUAUUAGUUCUUUGGCCGAAAAAAAUAAAUGAAUUAAUAAAUGUAAAUAAUUUGUAUCAAAACCUAUCAGUUUACAAUAAUUGAGUGGAAUAAAGGUAUUAAAUAGACAUACACA